CUCUGUCACAAAAAUAACAGAAUAACAGUCCUUGCAUCCAUCACUAACAGUGUGAGCCUAUCAUAUCCUCUGUUAGAAAGACAGUCCGAUGCCUAAAGUAUUCUGUGUUCAUGCAAGAUGCGGUGAAGGACCGCACCAGGGUUGUAAUCAACAGCCAAAAUGCACGAAGAAGUAAAGGGGAUUCAACAUAUACUACGCAUAUAACAAAAUACUUAUCUAAACAGUUCUAUUUAUCAGCGAAAGGGUGGCCCCCCACUGGCUAUAAUGUAAGCAGUCUACUCUGACUUAAAGCAUCAGUGGUUGAUGUCACACCUCAAACUCGUGACCAUAUGAAGACAACUUUACUGUUACCCCGAAAUUUCCUCAACCAAACCAAAUAAAUAUUGAGUACACAAAAAAACAGUUGUAAGAAAUAUGUUUCACUUAAAUUCAUGAGUUUCCUUCACACACUCAUAUUAAAGGCAAUAAAAUUCAUCUUUUUUCUCUCAACAACUUUUGUGAUUUGAAGUAAAACACUGUGCAGCUUUAUGUUCUUUUUGUUUCUCUAGAAGGGGAAAAAAAUGGAAGGUGGACUCCCCAUGCUAAAUUGUCUGUUACAGCACACACUUAGAAGUCUCUGUACUUGCUCUGACUCUUCUUCUAAUGCUUCUGAGUGGGUCUAUGCUGUUUUCUGGAGAAUUGUCCCCAGAAAUUAUCCUCCACCUAAAUGGGAUCAUGGAGGAGGUUUGCUCGAUCGAGCUAAAGGAAACAAGAGAAACUGGAUACUUGUUUGGGAAGAUGGUUUUUGUGACUUUUAUGAAUGUGAAAGAGCCACAAGGGAAUAUGUAAAGAUAAAUUUUGGUCCUGAAAUCUUCUUCAAAAUGUCUCAUGAGGUUUAUUCUUUUGGUGAAGGAUUGGUGGGCAAAGUUGCAGCAGAUAAUAGUCACAGAUGGGUGUUUAAAGAUGCCCCAAAUGAAAAAGAUUCAAACUUUAUUUGCUCAUGGAAUAUGUCUAUUGAACCUCAACCAAGAGCCUGGGGAGUUCAGUUUAACUCAGGAAUUCAGACUAUUUCUAUUAUAUCUGUUAGGGAAGGCAUAAUUCAGCUUGGCUCACUUAAUAAGGUAUUUGAAGAUCAUAGUCUAGUAGUAAGCAUUCAGAGGAAAUUCAGUUACCUCCAGAGCAUACCGGGCUUCUAUGCAAUUCAGAGACCUUUUUUGCCAAUCCAACAUCCACACACUUACAAGCCAAACAAUGUCACUCUAGUUAAUGAGACGGAUUAUGGAAUAGAUGAUAAACACCUGCUAAAUGGAUCGAAAAGAGUUAAUGGUGAACGAUUAAUUCAUGAGUUCCCGUUCAAGUCCAUCAACUUUGGCUACAUUAGUCCACAAACCAUGGCUACUCUACCUUUGUGCUCGAUGCCUAUAGCAGCACCGUCUUGUUAUGCUAAUGCAGUACAUGAGAUGAGUACUUUACACGACAGAGUUAUGAGGAACACUACAAGCAAGGAUGUCAAGGUUGAUGAGCUAGGCCAUUUUAAGUUUGAGACAGCUGAGGAAUAUGACCAAUUUUCCUUAAACCAUAACUUAGGACUGGAAAAUAAGGUAGUUGAGGUUGGUUUUAGACAACUAGGAAAAGGAGGGGCUGCUCCAAAUCCAAGUUAAUUGUAGCUUAGUGUAAGUAACAAACUGCAAAGGGUCUAACUACAUAGGGACCUUUGGCUGGUUGUUAAUUAGCUUUUUACUUGUUGAUAAAGUACUGAGUAAUUUGUUUAUAUGGUAAUGAUAUAGUAAUCUUUAGCAAUUUA
Messenger RNA from Solanum dulcamara, 1783 nucleotides. Its product is annotated as protein RICE SALT SENSITIVE 3-like. Bases 561 to 1640 code for a protein of 359 amino acids. The record is from RefSeq and is a predicted model, not a curated record. The transcript has 7 exons. NCBI's taxonomy places the organism in Eukaryota, Viridiplantae, Streptophyta, Magnoliopsida, Solanales, Solanaceae.